UGUCACUCAUUACGAUUUUGAGGGAUUACAAAUCGGGAUCUUUGAUGUUGAUGAAUGAAAAUCAAUUAUAUGAACAAGCUUUAGAUGCCUUCACCAACAGAUAUGAAUAUGACACAACAACGCAUAAUAUUUCAAUGUUUCAAGCUUGGCAAUCAAUAGAAGCAGUUGAAACUCUGGGAAUAAACGAGAAGAUGUCAGUUAUAAAAAAUAACAAGGUCUCGCCCGGAUCGAACGGCAACGGUGUCUACCUCAAUACUGAUAUCAGAAAAUCCUUGAAAUAUCUAAUACAAAAAGGCUGGAAAAAUCACGCUUUUAAUCAAUUCGUUAGCGAUCUCAUACCUUUAAAUAGAAGUUUACUUGAUGUUAGAGAUGAUUGGUGUAAACACCAAAUCUAUUCAAAGAAUCUACCGCAAGCGACAGUUAUAAUAUGUUUCCAUAAUGAAGCCUGGUCUACCUUGCUUAGGACUGUGUAUUCGAUUCUAAAUAGAUCACCUAGUUAUUUGUUAAAAGAAAUUAUACUCUUUGAUGAUUUUUCUACUAUGGAUCAUUUAAAGCAACCUUUAGAAGAACACUUACGUAAUUUACCUAAAGUAGUUUUAAAACGAUCCCCGAAACGCGAAGGUCUUAUAAGAGCAAGAAUACAGGCUACAAAAGAAGCCACUACUUCUGUUGUAAUAUUUCUAGACAGUCAUUGUGAGUGUACAGAAGGCUGGCUAGAACCCCUUUUGGAUCGUAUUGCACAAGAUCCUACUACUGUCACAAGUCCUAUGGUAGACGAUAUUCACGAUUCCACAUUCGAGUAUAUGCCUCAAAACAGCAACGAAAUUUACAUUGGCGGAUUCAAUUGGGAAUUGAAAUUCAAAUGGAAACCAAUCCCUCGCAAUGUUUUAGCUAAACGAGACCAGCCCGCAGCGCCUAUAAAAACUCCGACGAUAUCCGGUGGGCUGUUUGCGAUAAACAAAGAUUUUUUCAAGAAGCUCGGUUAUUAUGAUGAAGGUUUUGAUAUCUGGGGUGCUGAAAACCUGGAGCUGUCUUUCAAAACGUGGAUGUGCGGCGGCUCUUUAGAAAUAAUACCUUGCUCCCAUGUAGGGCAUGUUUUCAGAAAGAGGUUCCCUUAUGUGGGACAAAGCGGUGCCGUAAGAAGAAAUUCCAUGAGGUUGGCGGAGGUAUGGAUGGACGAAUACGCCCAAUAUUUCUACGACACUAUCGGGAAGGAUAAACGUGUUUACGGCAAUGUGUCUGAGCGCGUCAAGCUUCGAAAUAGUCUGAAUUGCAAAUCAUUUCAGUGGUAUUUGGACAACAUUUACCCGCAGUUGGAGUUGCCAGAUAACUAUGUUGCCAGUGGCCAGAUAUACAGCCUUAGCAACUUUUCAGUGUGCUUGGAUUCAUCUAUGACGAAAGAAGAAUGGGGAGUAAAUCUUUUCCCUUGUCACCAUCAAGGUGGUAAUCAGUACUGGGUGUAUACAAAAAAUGGUGAAAUCAAGAGGGAGGAUAAGUGUUUGGAACAUUUAUUCUCUAUAUUAACAUUAUAUUUUUGUAAGGGACGCACCGGUUCUCAGACAUGGAUAUACAAUACCAAGACGAAGCAUAUACGACAUCUAGACUUGCAAAAAUGUUUGCAAGUAAAAAAAUAUGUUGAUAAAAAAUUAAGAUUGACAUUAGAAGAUUGCUCCACGGCAAGCACGCAAAAGUGGGAAAUGGAGAACUUUUAUGCUUCCAGACUCAACCCAUUGUUGAGAAUGUAUGAAAGAUUAAAUUAA
This is a messenger RNA of Chilo suppressalis (striped riceborer), 1760 nucleotides long. Lineage: Eukaryota; Metazoa; Arthropoda; Insecta; Lepidoptera; Crambidae. The record is from the annotation of a GenBank genome assembly.